Messenger RNA from Choloepus didactylus (southern two-toed sloth), 1172 nucleotides. RefSeq names its product Rho GDP dissociation inhibitor beta (gene ARHGDIB). Gene Ontology annotation, molecular function: protein binding; Rho GDP-dissociation inhibitor activity. Gene Ontology annotation, biological process: Rho protein signal transduction. Lineage: Eukaryota; Metazoa; Chordata; Mammalia; Pilosa; Megalonychidae. The record is from RefSeq and is a predicted model, not a curated record. The transcript has 5 exons. Bases 159 to 677 code for a protein of 172 amino acids. Gene Ontology annotation, cellular component: cytosol; cytoplasm; membrane.
ACAGGAUUUGAGACGGCCCAGGGUUUCCUCUUCAAGUAGGUUUAAAACAUUUUUUUUUUUUGUCACAACUUCCUUCCUGUUCUAACUGCCAGUACUGAGAAGUCAGAGUUGAGAGACAGAGGCACCCCUGAGAGCAACGUGAACCACGGAAUAUCAAAAUGACUGAAAAGGCCCCAGAGCCACAUUUGGAGGAGGAUGACGAUGAGCUGGACGGCAAGCUCAAUUACAAGCCCCCACCCCAGAAGUCUCUGAAAGAGCUGCAGGAGAUGGACCAAGAUGAUGAAAGUCUAAUCAAGUACAAAAAAACACUCCUGGGGGAUGGUCCUGUGGUAGCAGGGGAUCUUGAAGCCCUCAAAAAAGAAAUCUUUGUGCUAAAGGAAGGUGUUGGAUAUAAAGUCAAAAUUAACUUCAGAGUGAACAAGGAUAUUGUGUCAGGCCUGAAAUAUGUUCAGUACACCUACCGGACUGGAGUGAAAGUGGAUAAAGCAACAUUUAUGGUUGGCAGCUAUGGGCCUCGGCCGGAAGAGUACGAGUUCCUGACUCCAAUUGAGGAGGCUCCAAAGGGCAUGCUGGCCCGAGGCACUUACCACAUCAAGUCCUUCUUCACCGAUGAUGACAAGCAUGACCACCUCACCUGGGAGUGGAACCUGUCCAUUAAGAAGGAGUGGACAGAAUAAGCACAUCCACCUGUCCUUCUCCCCACAUCUUGCCACCUGGGAGAACCCUCUCAGUCAUAUUCAUCCCCUGUCCCUCCUCUGUUCACAGCUGGGCCCAUUCUCCUGUGCUCCCCACAUCCUCUUGUGCAUGAUUCUUAGCCCACACUGCCUCUCACAGUGGUCCCUAGCAUAAGAGGCUUAAAACCCAGGCUUAUACCCUGCCCACUCCAUUUGGUCCCCCAACAGAGUGAGAUCUUCAAUGUUCUCUACCUCAACAAAAAAUCAUUUAAUGUUUCCCUCUCUUAUUCCCGUUUGAGCAACGAGGGGCCAGGAAAUGGACAGACUAUCACUAGCAGUCCUUUUGCCAUAGGUGCUAGUAGCUCAUUCCAUCCUUGGGUUCUUUUGUGGUUGCUGCUGGCUGAAUGCAAGUCUCUAAUCACAUUCCCUGCCAGUUGGGGUUUUUCUUUUGUAAACAACAUAACAAAGUAAGAAUAAAACAAACUCUAUAUAUUCUGA